UAGCAACCGCAGCGGCUAAAGCGAAAACGCCCCCACAAAAAUGCACCCCAUUCGCCGCACAGCAGAAACAGAGAGAGCAAGUACGCAACCUCACGAAAAGCGCCGCCGCCGGACGCCGAUACCUCCGUCUUCCCUUCCUCCGGCGCGCUAGUCGCCAUGGUGAAGCGGUGGCUCCCCCUUGAGGCCAACCCGGACGUCAUGAACCAGUUCAUGUGGGGACUGGGAGUCCCCGAGGACGUAGGGUUCUGCGACGUGUAUGGCCUCGACGACGAGAUGCUCGCCAUGGUGCCCCAGCCCGUGCUCGCCGUCAUCUUGCUCUACCCCCAGGAUCGGAACAAGGAAUCCCAAGCUUCGACUGCAUCGUCCGUGGAGACCAAGGAGCCCAGCAAGAAGGUAUAUUUCACAAAACAGACCAUUGGGAACGCCUGUGGAACAGUUGGUAUUAUUCAUGCACUGGGGAAUGCUGCUUCCAAAAUCAAGCUAGGUGAGGGAUCAUAUUUUGAUAGAUUUUAUAAACGAACUGCUGACAUGGAUCCUAUCCAGCGUGCUGUGUUUCUUGAGGAGGACCAAGAAAUGGAGAAUGCUCAUUCUGUUGCUGCUACUGCCGGUGACACAGAGGCCAAGGAUGGUGUAAUUGAACAUUAUGUUUGUUUCUCUUGCGUUGAUGGAGAACUUUAUGAGCUUGAUGGAGGGAACUCACAGCCAAUACCUCAUGGCCCUUCUUCUCCCGAUACCUUGUUGCAGGAUGCUGCAAAAGUUAUAACGGCACGGAUUGCACAGUAUUCCCAGUCAAACAACUUCAAUGUCAUGGCUCUUUCAGGCAAGUGAUAUAGCCCCAGACAUUACCCCGCAAUAUUUAGUAUUGUUCUUUUGCAUCUGUUUUAAUAUUUGAACACGGGAAAAAAUGAAAUAAGAUGGAGAGAGAAAGUUGUCUAUAUAGAACUCGUUGGUAGUUUCACUCA
Phragmites australis (common reed) is the source of this 962-nucleotide messenger RNA. RefSeq names its product ubiquitin carboxyl-terminal hydrolase 3-like. The transcript is spliced from 9 exons. The record is from RefSeq and is a predicted model, not a curated record. Bases 157 to 828 code for a protein of 223 amino acids. Gene Ontology annotation, biological process: protein deubiquitination; ubiquitin-dependent protein catabolic process. Gene Ontology annotation, cellular component: cytoplasm. NCBI's taxonomy places the organism in Eukaryota, Viridiplantae, Streptophyta, Magnoliopsida, Poales, Poaceae. Gene Ontology annotation, molecular function: cysteine-type deubiquitinase activity.